This is a messenger RNA of Bombus pascuorum, 1535 nucleotides long. RefSeq names its product phospholipase B1, membrane-associated-like. The transcript is spliced from 7 exons. NCBI's taxonomy places the organism in Eukaryota, Metazoa, Arthropoda, Insecta, Hymenoptera, Apidae. The record is from RefSeq and is a predicted model, not a curated record. The coding region runs from base 175 to 1428 and encodes 417 amino acids. Gene Ontology annotation, biological process: phospholipid metabolic process. Gene Ontology annotation, molecular function: glycerophospholipase activity.
AACUUUUGUGUCGUUUAGCUAGUACACCUGUCUCAGAUCGCUGCAAACUUUGAGAGGGAAAAGAAGGAUAUCACCUCGAAUCCAUUCGGUAUUGUUAUAAAGUUAUAAAAGUUACAAAACACGAGUGUUCGCGAAAACCUUAUCGUCGCGUCAAUUGACUUAAUAAAACGUGCGAUGAAUAAGUUUCGUUUGUAUCUUUUGUUACAAUUAUGCGUGCUGACCACGUCUCAGAAGACGAGUUUAGACUCGCCGAUAAACUUAUACUUCUAUCGUCAAAUUCGUAAUUGGUUUUUCCAAAAUAUCGAUGUAAGAAAUGAAGAACGAUCAGCACGAAAUGAAAAAAAACUUCAAAAGCAAGUUCCAACAGAUGUUCCAUUUCCUUGUAACGUUACAGAUGGUAGAUCUCUCAAAGUUCCCGACUCAGUUCAUCAUCUGAGACCAGGUGACAUAGAUGUUAUUGCCGCGAUGGGCGAUUCUUUGACAGCCGGAGCUGGAAUUUUUGCAACUACUUUAUUAGAGGUGCCCAUUGAGAAUAGAGGUGCAUCAGCGAGUAUUGGUGGUCAACAAAAUUGGCGUACAUAUUUGACGCUUCCCAAUAUUUUCAAAGAAUUCAACCCUAAAUUAAUAGGCUACGCACUUGGAGAUUCUCUGACUACUCAACCAGCUUCGCAGUUAGACGUCGCUGAAAUUGGCGCAAUGUCCAGAGAUAUGCCAUUUAUGGCCAAACAUCUAAUCAAUAAAAUAAGAAAUGACCCGAGGAUAAAUAUGAAGAAACAUUGGAAGUUGAUUUUCUUGUUCAUCGGACACAAUGAUUUUUGUAACGAUAUAUGUGCACUGUCUUCUCCAUGGUCUGUUUUGGAUAACCACAAAACUGAUCUAAUUAAUACUCUUAGGAUAUUAAGAGACAAUAUACCCAGAACUCUCGUCGCUAUUCAGGUAAUGCCUCACUUAAAGGAACUCGUUGCUACGCGUGAAGGAAGAAACUCUUUGAAAUGCUAUAUAAUGACUACCAUUGAAUGCUCAUGUUUGUUCGCUUUGCAAUUCAGAGAUCGAAGACAGGAGUAUUAUGAAAUAAUAAAGAGGUGGCAAGAAUUAGAAGAAGAAGUGGUUAAUUAUACAGAAUUUCAUAGAAAUGACUUCACUGUAGUGAGUUUACCAACUCUGAAACACGCAAAGGUACCACUUGCCAAGGAUGGAUUUGCUGAUUUGUCAUAUCUUUCUGCUGAUUGUUUUCACCUAAGUCAAAAAUCUAAUGCACUAUUGGCAAAUAAUCUAUGGAACAAUUUGCUAGAACCAGUUGGUAACAAGUCUUCCACUUGGACUCCACUAUACGAAAGAUUUUUGUGCCCUACCUCGGAAAGACCGUUCUUGAUGACACGUGAAAAUUCACACAAUUUUUCCUACAUUAAAGACACGCCUCUAGUUUGAUAUUAUACAAUUGAAAUAGUAGCCAUUGGAAUUUAGUAUAGUAGGCACAAGGCCAUUUUAGUUCACAAUUAAAUUUUCCUAAUAUAGUAAAUAUUUAUUUAUAAUUA